Messenger RNA from Boeremia exigua, 1176 nucleotides. RefSeq lists its product as uncharacterized. The coding region runs from base 1 to 1176 and encodes 391 amino acids. The transcript is spliced from 2 exons. Gene Ontology annotation, cellular component: mitochondrion. Lineage: Eukaryota; Fungi; Ascomycota; Dothideomycetes; Pleosporales; Didymellaceae. The record is from RefSeq and is a predicted model, not a curated record.
AUGGCCGCACCGAGACUGCCCUUCCUCUGGCCCAUGCUAUGGAAGCCGCAGCACGCGCCCCGGAUCCGCGCGCCCGCACGCACGCCCCGCGCAAAGCGCCCGCUCUCCACUACGCCAUACCGCUGCGUCGAAGCUCCCAUCCAGCGCUACGGCACCGCGCACGAGCCCGCGCCGCAUCUGCGCGAACAGCUCGACACCGGUAGCGAGCUCACGCCCCCCAAGAUCCCGCAUGAUCCCUCGAAAGACGUCGAGCAUGAGGACGAGGAGGAAGAGCCAGAACUCCCCUCCACCACGCCCCCGGCCACCCCCUCCAAGACAGCCGCCGCAGACGACACGCCCCCGCCGUACACCCCGCCCGCGCCCCCCAAGACCGCCGACGCAAAACCCCUCGACAGCGUCCUCCACAUGCCCGGCCCCAGCUCCGACGCCCACCGCCCCCCGCACCUCAAAACGCCGCCGUACGUGCACCACUUCGACACCUACGGACUCGUGCAGCAGCUCUCGAAAUCGCACUACACAGCAGCGCAGUCCAUAACGCUGAUGAAAGCCGUGCGCGGCAUCCUGAUCGACAACAUGCUGCUCGCGCGCGAGGGCUUGGUCUCGAAAUCCAACGUCGAGAACGAAACGUACUUGUUCCGCGCCGCGUGCGCAGAGCUGCGCACCGAGAUCGGGAGUGCGCGCAGGAGCGAGGUCGAGCGCCUGCGCACGGAGCGCGGGCAGCUGCAACACGAGGUCGAUAUCCUGGCGCAGCGGCUCGGGCAGGAGACGGGCAGCGUCAAGGAUGAACUCAAGGGGCUGUUUGAUGAUCGCAAGAUGGGGGUUAGGGGCGAGCAGCGGAGUAUGGACACCAAGAUCCAAGAGCUCAACUACCAGAUCACGAUCGCGCUGAACUCGGACGCGCGCUCCGAGGUCGAGGGCCUCAGGUGGGUGCUCACGCGCCGCAUUGCGAUGGGCAUUGCGGCCAUUGCGACCAUGGUCGUGCUGCUGCUGCAGGUCAAUUCGAGCCGCAAGCACGAGCUCAAGGACGCGGCGAAGAAGAAGGACGACGCGGGUCGGCCGCCGCCGCCCGACGAGCCGCAGCGGCUGGGCUUGAGUGCUGUCUCGACGGUCGCGGUGGGGCAGCAGGACGCGCUGGGCGGCGAGCUGCUGGCGACCGAGGGCGUGAGUCUGGGGUAG